UAGGCGGGCAAGCCGCCGUCGCUCGGUGAGCUGUGGCUGGCCGUUGUGCUCGGUUAUCAGUCAGUCAGUCAGGAGCUGGCGGAUCGCGGGUUCUGUGAUUUUUGGAACAACUUUGGGAUAAACAAGUGAAACAAAAGAUAAAGACUCCAGACACAGACUAUGUUUUGACACUUUUUUCACAUGGCCUCGAUUUUUGUUUGUGCUGGGAGAAAGUGGAUUGCAGCAUCUACAAUAGUGCAUCCAAAAACAACAGGUGGUGGUCCCUCGUUUAUAAUUUCAAUUUGUAUCUAAUUCUAUCUAUUGCAUAAUAUUCUAUAGCAAUAGAUUUAUUUCAUUACAUUAGCUAUAUAAAAUAUCACGAGUGCCAGGAAGAAAUGCAGUUAAAAAUCCUGAGUUUCUUGUGGCUGUCAAAAAUUAAGAUUGCAGAAUGAUUACUGUGAACAGAAGAGGAAGAAAACGUCAGUUUCUGCACUUAAUUUUUACAUGUUUUUUCUUCUCCCUUGUCCUCCUUUAUUGGGAGCAACUGGAUGCAAAUGUCAUUAGUCAUGUGAAGUCUUAUUCAUACAGAUAUCUCAUCAAUAGAUUCAGUUUUCUGAAUGAUAGCUUGACUUUGAACAAGGAGAUAGCAGUUAGCCUUCAUAGUUACCAGUUCUUGAUAACUCAUGCAAACAAAUGCCAAGAUCAAGAUGUGUUGCUUCUUUUGUUUGUGAAGACAUCUCCUGAAAACCGUCCUCGGCGGGAUGCUAUCCGUAAGACAUGGGGCAAUGAACAUUAUAUAUAUUCGGAGUUCAAAGCCAACAUAAAAGUGCUGUUUGUUUUGGGUGUAUAUAAAGAUCCCUCCCAGCGUGAAGCUAUACAGAGUAGACUACUAGUGGAAGAUUUACAACAUUCAGACCUUAUCCAGCAGGAUUUCUAUGAUGACUUUUAUAAUCUUACGUUGAAACUAAUCUUCCAGUUCAAAUGGGCAAAUAGUUUCUGCCAAAAUGCUAAAUUUGUCAUGUCUUCUGACGAUGAUGUUUUUGUACACACUCCAAAUUUAGUCAAAUACCUCUUACAACUGGAUAAAGGGAUACGUAAUUUCUGGAUUGGUCGAGUACACAGAGGUGCACCCCCUGUAAGGAAUAAAAAAAGCAAAUACUAUGUUUCCUAUGACAUGUACCAGUGGCCUGCUUAUCCUGACUAUACUGCAGGUGCUGCAUAUGUUGUGUCUCAUGACGUGGCAGUGAAGGUUUACGAGGCCUUAAUGACCCUAAACAGCAGUCUUUAUAUUGAUGAUGUUUUUAUGGGUAUAUGUGCCAAAAAAAUGGGAGUAGAACCACAACAACACAUGUAUUUUGCUGGUGAAGGAAAAACCCCUUACCAUCCUUGUAUUUAUAAUCAAAUGAUGACUUCUCACGACCAUGUGAAAGAUAUCUACCGUUUGUGGCAAGAGGCGACAGAUUCAAAAGUGACUUCUCUCACCUCUGGAUUUUGGGGGGAGCUUUACUGUCGGCUGGUCAAAAUGUUUCUUCUCUGCAAACCGUACUAUGUAGAUACAUAUCCUUGCAGUGCUGCAUUUUCUUAAUGCAGUAAUUACAUGAAAAAUUGCACUGAUUUUUUUUUAAACUGUGUAUAGGACACUGGCUGUGAAUAGAUCUCAAAAGAAGCAGUUUUAAUUUUAGACCAAGUUGAUCACUAACUUGCCAGAGUGUUUUUGUCUAUCCAUAGCUUUGAAAAUCAAAUCAAGUAUAAAACAAAGUACCAACAGAUUUUACAAACUAGCAAAGCCCCAGAUUUGAGUACUAAAUGUUGCUACCACAGUGACUGCUAGUAUACUUUCCGAAGGAUUUGUCUAGUUGUGGGAGAAAUGGUGAGCAGUGAACAAAGCUAGGGAUGUUUUAAAGUUAUUGUCUAAAUAUUCCUAACUUAUUCUGCUAUGAAGCAUUUCACCAACUAGCAUGUAAAUUUUAAGUUAUUCAGUAAAUGUUGUGUACAAAACAAUUUCAUCAGAAUAAAACCAGGCUUACUCAUGUUACUUUUUUUUUGAGGCUAGUAAUUUGAUCAAUAACUCUUUCUUAGGAAAGAAAUAUUCAAUGUAC
Messenger RNA from Hemiscyllium ocellatum (epaulette shark), 2078 nucleotides. RefSeq names its product UDP-GlcNAc:betaGal beta-1,3-N-acetylglucosaminyltransferase 5a (gene b3gnt5a). The record is from RefSeq and is a predicted model, not a curated record. The coding region runs from base 428 to 1564 and encodes 378 amino acids. Gene Ontology annotation, biological process: brain development. Lineage: Eukaryota; Metazoa; Chordata; Chondrichthyes; Orectolobiformes; Hemiscylliidae. The transcript is spliced from 2 exons. Gene Ontology annotation, cellular component: membrane.